Molecule: messenger RNA, 1044 nt
Organism: Lecanosticta acicola
Lineage: Eukaryota; Fungi; Ascomycota; Dothideomycetes; Mycosphaerellales; Mycosphaerellaceae
Source: the annotation of a GenBank genome assembly
AUGGACUCGUACACGCAGUAUCACGCACAGCAACCGUCGGCAUAUCCCCACGCGCAUACCGGUCCCCAGCAGAACCACGCGAGUCCCGCGAUGCAGACACAACAGCAGCCAGGCUAUGGGCAGCACCAGCAACCUCCGCAGAUGGGUCAUCAACAGAUGAUGCCUCAGAUGGGAUACAAUCCGGCCGCUUAUGGCAUGCAACCACCGUAUGGGGUAUCGCCUUCGCAGGCAGCUGCAAUGGCCACCGCCGCUGCUUCGGGGUAUCCUGCCUACUCGAUGCCUGAUUCGUCCAUGCCAGGACCAAUGCCCCAAACGUCGCCCCGAAUGGGUCAAGUCAAGGCGGACGGCAACAUGCCGAGACCAAGCCCGCAGUCGCCGCGACAGCAGAAUCAGAUGAACGUGCCAAGCACAAUGGCUUCGCAGAUGAACAUGCCUCCUGCGCAACCUAUGCCCAGCAGUAUCUCACAAAUGCCACCAGGGCAGCUACCACAGCAUCGUCGAAUGUCGCAGUCGAUCAAUAGCCCCGCCGUGCCCAAUCAGCCAGGUCAACCGCCGAUGGGUGCCCCUCCUCGACCUCCGACUCAACCGCAGCAACCUCAAGCUCCUCAAGCACAACCGCCUCAUCAGCAAUCGCCCGAAGUACCUGUAGCAGGCGCGAACGAAGAGUCGCCCCUUUACGUAAAUGCCAAGCAGUUCCACCGCAUACUCAAAAGGCGUAUGGCGCGACAGAAGCUGGAAGAGGCUCUUCGUCUUACCAGCAAAGGUCGCAAGCCCUAUCUGCAUGAGUCAAGACACAACCACGCCAUGCGUCGGCCUCGUGGUCCGGGUGGCCGAUUCUUGACUGCUGAGGAAGUCGCGCAGAUGGAUGCCAAGAAUGGUGAAGACGGCGGGCAAGAUUCAACAGGUGAUGGUGGCGCCACUGUGAAUGGUGCUGGAGCUAAGCGGAAAGCAGGUAACAUGAGCGGCGGCGCGAAGAACGGCAUUUCCAAGAAGACCAAGAACGAGGAAAACGGAAACGAUGAGGACGAGGAUGAUGACGGCUGA